AUGAAAGAUCUUAGAAAAACCAAAUAUUGUGUUGGUUUACAGAUUGAGCAUAUGCCUAACGAAAUACUUGUGCAUCAAUCAAAUUACACAGAAAGAGUCUUGAAACGUUUUAAUAUGGACAAUGCAAAUCCUUUAAGCACUCCAAUGGUUGUUAGAUCAUUAAAUAUUGACAAGGAUCCAUUUUGUCCAUGCGAAGAAAAUGAAGAAGUCCUUGGUUCAGAGUUACCAUAUCUAAAUGCAAUUAGAGCUCUUAUGUAUCUUGCCAAUUAUACUAGACCUGGCAUUUCUUUCGUUGUUAACUUGCUAGUAAGAUUUAGUUCAGCCCCAACAAAAAGACAUUGGAAUGGAAUCAAACAUAUUUUUCGAUGCCUUUUAGGAACUAGUGAUUUAGGGUUAUUUUGCCCUAACAAUUCAAAACAAGGCUUGAUUGGUUAUGCAGAUGCAGAUUAUUUUUCUGAUCCUCAUAAAGCUAGAUCUCAAACUGGAUACGUAUUCAUGAAUGGAGGUACUGCAAUUUCCCGGCGUUCUCAAAAGCAAACACUUGUUGCCACAUCCUCAAAUCAUGUUGAAGUAAUUGCACUAAAUGAAGCUAGUAGAGAAUGUAUAUGGUUAAGAUCGAUGACACAACUAGUUUUAACUUCAUGUGGACUUGAAAAGGAUAUAGGUCCAACUUUAAUUUAUGAAGAUAACUUAGCAUGUGUCACUCAAAUGAAAGAGGGAUAUUUCAAGAACGACAGGACAAAACAUAUACCUCCAAAGUUUUUUGAGUAA
Molecule: messenger RNA, 771 nt
Organism: Lactuca sativa (garden lettuce)
Lineage: Eukaryota; Viridiplantae; Streptophyta; Magnoliopsida; Asterales; Asteraceae
Source: RefSeq, a predicted model, not a curated record